This is a messenger RNA of Penicillium antarcticum, 426 nucleotides long. RefSeq lists its product as uncharacterized. Gene Ontology annotation, biological process: protein phosphorylation. NCBI's taxonomy places the organism in Eukaryota, Fungi, Ascomycota, Eurotiomycetes, Eurotiales, Aspergillaceae. The transcript has a single exon. Bases 1 to 426 code for a protein of 141 amino acids. The record is from RefSeq and is a predicted model, not a curated record. Gene Ontology annotation, molecular function: ATP binding; protein kinase activity.
AUGGCCGCCGCUUUCGAUGAGGAAGACCUCGCCAUCCCCCUUGGCCCCUCCGACCGUGAUCGUCGUCCAAGGGCACCUCCUAACCCCUCCGCCAUGGCAAUGCCCCCGCCAUCGAGGCCGACCGGCAGGAAUGAGGAUCCGAUACAGUCCCCCUCCACCACGCGGGACAUGCAGCGCCUCGACCAGUAUCAGACCGUGAAGAUACUCGGAGAGGGGUCAUUUGGUAAGGUGAAGCUCGCCAUUCACCAGCCAAGUGGUCGGCAGGUGGCUCUCAAGAUCAUCUCACGACGCAAGCUGCUCUCCCGAGAUAUGGUUGGUCGGGUGGAGCGCGAGAUUCAGUACUUGCAAUUGCUCCGACACCCUCACAUUAUCAAAUUGUACGAGUCCCCGCGAUCCAUGUGUGCCAUUGUGGUUUCAGAUGACUGA